Molecule: messenger RNA, 2107 nt
Organism: Rhagoletis pomonella (apple maggot)
Lineage: Eukaryota; Metazoa; Arthropoda; Insecta; Diptera; Tephritidae
Product: lectizyme
Exons: 1
Coding region: 542-1492 (316 amino acids)
Biological process (GO): proteolysis
Molecular function (GO): serine-type endopeptidase activity
Source: RefSeq, a predicted model, not a curated record
UAUCGGAGGCGCGCGCUGAUUAGAUAACUAUGGCUUCGAUGCAAACGCAGACGCAAGCGCAGGCGUCGCUGUUUACUUCGGCGAAGUUUGCUCUUUUUUGGCAAGAUGAUAGCUGACUUCGCGAAGUCAAGUAAAACGUCUACUGACGUCGAAGCCAACGCCAACGGUAGGCGUCGUUGAUUUCCAUACCCGUUUAACCAACAGAAGCGAUUUCUUUAUCUUAUCUUGCCAAUAUUAAAGUUGCGCUGCCGACAGCAGCUGAUUCUAGCAAAGCCAUACAUAUGCUACAUAUAAAACGUGCACAGUUCGUAACGAUCAUGACAAAGCGCAGCGAGGCCCAAAAGUAUAUGGAACAAAAUAUCAAGCAAGAAGCAAGCAAUCGGAAUAAGGCAAUUGAUAUAAAGAAACUCGACCUGUCCACGCGAAGAGAUAAUUGUGAAAUUGCGCAGAUAAGCUGUAAACUCAAAAUUAAGUGCAAAAAUCGUUAACAAACACGGAUAAUUGUGUGCUAUAUAACGUGUUAGAGAUACAAGAAAGAAUCAUGUUAAUAAAUUAUAAAUGUUUUUGGCUGAUAUUAUUCGCAAUAUUUUUGAACAUAAUGGUGAUAGUAAGCACAAAUGCACCUUUGCCGGUUAGAAAAGCCCAACUAACCGGCAUGAGUCCAAGGGCAACACUAGGAUUCUUUGAAAAUCGUAUCAAAUUUGAAAAAACACAGAUGUGGACACCAAAGCUACUUGCUAAACGUGAAGCCGCCCCACAUUCCGCACCAUACAUCGUUUCCAUUCAGCGCAUGACACCCGAUAACGGACUUGUCCACUAUUGCGCUGGCACCAUCAUCAACGAGCAUUGGAUACUAACUGCAGCUCACUGUCUCACUUCGGACGAGGUUGUGGAAAGUUCGCUCAUCGUAGCUGGCUGUCACGACAUAAAUGGCGCUGAUGAAGGUGAUUGCGUACAGGUGCGCGCCAUCGAUCACUAUGUGCGCCACGAGUUGUACCUGGGCGGCAUCAAUCCAUAUGACAUCGCGCUCAUCUACACCAAAAGCCCGUUGCAAUUUACACAACACGUUCAGCCGGCGCAGCUGCCAGAGCAGGAUGCGAUGCCAGUGGGUAGCGGCACACUUUAUGGCUGGGGCAACAUUUCGAUGACUUUGGUGCCCAACUAUCCACAUCGUCUGCAAGAAGCCGAUAUGCCCAUAUUAGAUAUGAAAUUGUGUGAACGCAUUUUGGCUGCAACAGGUUUGCAGCUGCACGAAACAAAUUUAUGUACAGGACCGCUGAAUGGUGGUGUUAGUAUUUGCACUGCCGACUCGGGUGGCCCUCUGAUGCAACCGUGCUGCAACGGCUAUGAGGACAGUUACACAGUCAUUGGCAUAGUGUCGUGGGGUAGAAUGCCUUGCGGGCAGAAGAAUUCACCUUCAGUAUUUGUACGCGUUUCAGCAUUUACCAAAUGGAUUCGUGAUAUCAUCUCGUCGUCAGCGCCAAACAAGUAAAUUGAAAGGCUGUCUAGGAUCCAAGGAGAGAGAGAAUUGAGAGUGCUGGAAAGCUGAGGACUGAAUGCAAUAAAGGCUUUUAAAUGUGGUGACUGAACACACAGAGCUGAUUUGGUGUACACGAAAUCUCAUAGUUUUUAAUUAUUUGUAUGAUUGUAGUGUUAAGCUUAAUUUAUUAGUAAAAUAUUUAUUUAAAAAAAAUUAUUGUAUUUUAAAAAUAACUACUUUAUACUAUAUGCAAAUUUACUAUACGUUUUAAAUGUCAUGUUACAUACAUGGUCACUAACACAAAAAUCAGACCAAAGAAAACUUAAAAUGCGUUUAACGACAAACAUCUAAAGAAUUUAAACAAGUCUCAAAGAAUAAAAAAAUACAAAAUGUCUCGAAAAAUAAUUAGGUCUAACAAUGUACACAAAUAAAUACACACAAAUAUACAAGAAUGUACUUAUAAAAAAUAAAUGCAUCACUUAUUAUUUACCAGUUUCGUGAAACAUUUCCAAAGGGUACUACGUUUUAAUAAAAUUAGUUCGUAUAUGAAAAGAAAUUUGAAGCCAUGCUCCUAUGCUCAUAGGGGCCUUGAAAAAAGACCACAUGAAACCAGGAUUAUUUAAUUGA